Molecule: messenger RNA, 1396 nt
Organism: Arabidopsis thaliana (thale cress)
Lineage: Eukaryota; Viridiplantae; Streptophyta; Magnoliopsida; Brassicales; Brassicaceae
Product: Cyclin family protein
Exons: 7
Coding region: 609-1166 (185 amino acids)
Biological process (GO): regulation of transcription by RNA polymerase II
Molecular function (GO): cyclin-dependent protein serine/threonine kinase regulator activity
Source: RefSeq, marked reviewed
GAUUUGACAGAUAACAGAAAAAUGUUGAACUUAUGAGCUAAAAAAGCUUCUCCUCCUUACCAAAGACUCGACGGUCUACCGGAAAAAAUGGCUGCCAAUUUCUGGAAUUCAUCUCACUAUAAACAGCUUUUGGAUCCAGAAGAAGUCGACGUAGUUCAUGAUCUCGAUAAAGAACGUGGAAUCUCAAUUGAUGAUUUUAAGCUCAUCAAGUUCCAUAUGUCUAAUCGUACGAAAUCCUUUUUCUUCUUAAUUCUUCGAAUUCUCCUGCUUACUUAAGCAAAUUUGUUGUCUCUGUUGCACUGGUUUGAUUAGAGAUUGAUCAGAGAAGUUUUUUGAGUUUAUGUCUCUUUGUUUCUUCAUUUAUUGUUGUUUUCAGAUAUUAUGAAAUUGGCUCAGCACAUUAAAGUGAGGCAAAGGUUGGUUCUUUACAAUUUGGGGGUCCAAUUUUUGCUAUAUCAAAGAGAUUCUACUGUUGCAGUACUUCCAUUACUUUGUUUUGCUUCUGUAGAUUUAACUAGCUCUAAUAUCUGGUGUAACCUGGACUUGUAUAUGAAUCGUCGCCUUGGUUUUUCUACUUAUGUAGGGUUGUAGCUACUGCAAUUACGUAUAUGAGACGGGUUUAUAUCAGAAAGAGUAUGGUAGAGUUUGAGCCUCGACUUGUUGCUCUUACGUGCUUGUACCUGGCAUCUAAAGCUGAAGAAAGCAUAGUGCAGGCCAGGAAUCUUGUUUUUUACAUCAAAAGAUUGUAUCCUGAUGAGUACAACAAAUAUGAACUAAAGGAUAUAUUAGGAAUGGAGAUGAAGGUGUUAGAAGCACUAGAUUAUUAUCUGGUUGUGUUUCACCCUUACCGGUCAUUAUCGGAGUUUUUGCAAGAUGCUGCAUUAAACGAUGUAAAUAUGAACCAGAUUACAUGGGGAAUUGUUAAUGAUACUUAUAAGAUGGACCUCAUUCUUGUACACCCUCCCUACCGCAUAGCGCUAGCAUGCAUAUACAUAGCAAGUGUCCACAGAGAGAAAGAUAUCACUGCAUGGUUUGAAGAUCUUCAUGAGGACAUGAACUUGGUAAAGAAUAUUGCCAUGGAGAUACUGGACUUCUAUGAGAACUACAGAACAAUCACAGAGGAAAAAGUGAAUUCUGCCUUCAGCAAAUUGGCUUUGAAGCUGUAGAGAAUCACCUCCAUCUCCAAGACUUAUCGCACAGAAAAAAAUGAUUAGAGACUUCCACAAUUGCCCAUCCAUCUAGCUUUGUGGCAAACAUGUAACACUGUUAUUACCAAACCUAUUAAUCUUAAAGUAAACAUUAUUGUUAAUUGUUCAUCAUAAUGGGUUUGUUUUCCCUUUUAUUUUCUCCAAAACCUAAACCUCUCGUAGAAGCAAAAAUGUGAAAUAAAACAAAG